Molecule: messenger RNA, 557 nt
Organism: Penaeus indicus
Lineage: Eukaryota; Metazoa; Arthropoda; Malacostraca; Decapoda; Penaeidae
Exons: 3
Coding region: 59-526 (155 amino acids)
Source: RefSeq, a predicted model, not a curated record
AUUUUCACACCUUCGUUCCUGCUAUACGUGUCUGAAAAGUUUUAUCUCCUGUGUCAAGAUGGCUGUUAAAGUUACCAUCGCCCUCCUCCUGCUCCUCAACGCCUGCGUGGCCAUCCAAGCCUCCCUCGAAACCGGAGACGAAGAAGCGUACGUCGAGAACGCCCUUCGCUUCGACGACGACGUGGGCGAAGAAGGAGCUAAGCGCGAGGGGCGUCUCUUCUUCACCGCCGGCUUGGACAACAACACCCAAGUCAACAUCAAUAUCCAGGCGGUGUUGGUGACUAUCGCUUAUCUCGUGGGCAUCGGGUUGCUCAUCGCCCUUAUCGUCGUGGUGGCUACCGGGGGCGGCUCGGCGUCCUGGGGAUCCUGGUUCGACAGGAUUAUGAAGAGCCAGGGUUAUGUGUACCAGCCUACCUACAACCAGGACUAUUACUAUCCAGACAGUAGCUACGCAGCAUACCGGGCUUUCGAGGAGGUACCACAAAAAUAUGGUAUCUAUGAAGAGGAAGAUCAGUCUCAAGAGUGAAGAAAAGGGAAGUUCUUUGGGGAAAUUAUGU